Acanthosepion pharaonis is the source of this 543-nucleotide messenger RNA. Lineage: Eukaryota; Metazoa; Mollusca; Cephalopoda; Sepiida; Sepiidae. The record is from the annotation of a GenBank genome assembly.
AUGGCCCGUAACGCAAAGUCAUUGCCUUUGCUUCUUCCCGUGUCCAUUCGACAACGUUCGUUUCAGAAGUUACACACUAUCUAUCUAUCUAUCUAUCUAUCUAUCUAUCUAUCUCAGUCUGUUCAUAUCUAUCUAUCUAUCUAUCUCAGUCUGUUCAUAUCUAUCUCAGUCUGUUCAUAUCUAUCUAUCUAUCUAUCUAUAUCUAUCUAUCUAUCUAUCUAUCUCAGUCUGUUCAUAUCUAUCUAUCUAUCUAUCUAUCUAUCUAUCUAUCUAUCUAUCUCAGUCUGUUCAUAUCUAUCUCAGUCUGUUCAUAUCUAUCUAUCUAUCUAUCUAUCUAUCUCAGUCUGUUUCAUAUCUAUCUAUCUAUCUAUCUAUCUCAGUCUGUUCAUAUUCUAUCUAUCUAUCUAUCUAUCUAUCUAUCUAUCUCAGUCUGUUCCUAUAUCUAUCUAUCUAUUCAUUAUCUAUCUAUCUCAGUCUGUUCAUAUCUAUCUCAGUCUGUUCAUAUCUAUCUAUCUAUCUAUCUAUCUUUCUUUUUUUCUUUAA